GAUUAUCGAUUAUGUACACCUAGAAGCGUCUAAACUGCUGGAAGAAGAAGAAGAAGAUUAUCGGUCCAAAGUUCAACUUAAUAACACCAUCCAAUGGACGCGGUGACAGGAGGAGCAUCAUGUCUUUGAAAAAGUUUUCCUGCAGAGUUUUGUGUAAACUUUUGAGCCCCGGUGUCGCCUCGUGCACACCGAUCAGUGCACGAGCAGCAGCCGACGUCGCGCGGGGAUGGGGCUCCGCGCGUGGCUACUACAAACCCGGGUACACCGGGCCGGGUGGGGCGGCUCACUCCCGGGUAGUGGACCUCCGCAGCGACACGGUGACCAAGCCCGGGCCGGCGAUGAGGCAGGCAAUGGCGGAGGCCGAGGUCGGAGAUGACGUGAUGGGAGAAGACCCGACUGUUAACGAGUUACAGAAGAUUGCAGCUGAUAUGUUUCAGAUGGAGGCCGCGCUGUUCGUUCCCUCUGGAACAAUGAGUAAUCUCAUCGCAGUGAUGGUGCACUGCAGGGAGCGUGGCGACGAGAUGAUCGUGGGCGACCUGUCCCACUUACACAUCUACGAGCAAGGAGGGAGCGCACAGCUGGCCGGUGUCCACGCCACCACAGUAACCACCCUCCCCGAUGGAACGUUUGACUUGGAGCAGCUGGAGUCGAAGAUCCGCCACGGUUACCCCGACCCCCACUACCCCCGAUCUCGCCUCAUAUCUCUAGAGAACACCCACAACAUACAGGGAGGACGUGUGCUACCUCUGACCUUCCUGCAGGAGGUUCGCGCUUUAGCCGAUAGAUACGGUCUGUCAGUUCACAUGGACGGAGCCAGGGUGAUGAACGCCGCCGUGGCCCAGGGGGUUCCUCCGUCCACCAUACUGCAGCACACACACACCGUCAGUGUGUGCCUCUCAAAGGGUUUGGGGGCCCCAGUGGGAACUAUACUAGCUGGACCCCAAGACUUCAUAUCCCGGGCAGUUCGGUGCCGUAAGGCCCUGGGUGGGGGGCUACGGCAGGCCGGUAUAUUAGCCGCAGCGGGAAAACUGUCUUUACUGGAGAUGGUGGGAAGACUGGAGGAGGACCACCGCAAUGCUAGGACCUUUGCUCAAGCUCUGCUCGACUGCGACCCUCCUGUGUUCGCGGUGGACAUGGCCGCCGUGGAGACCAACAUCCUGCGUUUCCGUCUAAAGGAGCCCGGUUUGAGUCCCUCCGAGUUUUGUGCCCGCAUGGGUCAGGUCGGCGAGGGAGAGGAGGCGGCGCUGGGACAGGGGAUACAAGUUCUCAUGUACCCCCAUUUUGGAAAUUCGGUACGGGCUGUAUGGCAUCUUGGGAUAUCCCCUGAGGACACACAGCUCGCCGUCCAGAAAAUGCAAUUUGUGGCUUCUCGGUAUUUGCAGGAAAAAGUCAGCGCCCAGUGAAACCUGAUACUUCCCAAGAUGAUCUAAUCUAAUCACCAGGACUGAUCAAUGGAAAUUUUUUGGGGUAUAUUUUAUUAUAGCGACCGGAUGUAAACCGGGGACGCUGCGGUUCAUGGAUGGCGAUCUAACCUCGAGACCACCAGACCGCCCUUGUUCCUUUUAGUUUAAUUGGAAUACUCUCUGAAUUUGAGCAGCGUACUACUGUCUUCAGGGAUUUGUAUUCAUGUUUUUAUAGGCCUUGAAAUGCUCGUACAAGAACAUUUUAUGCCAAAGUUUUGGUUAUUUCAACUAUUUCAACUUUAAAUCUUACCUAUUUAAUCUUUAAAUUUAAUUUAAAAAAUGUAUAGUUAUGGAGAUGCAGCCAGCGAUCAUCAAGCCACAAGAUGGCACUGAUGUAUCAGUCCCUGCUACGUAGUGACUGCAGGCAGAAGCUGACAGGAGGAAAAGCCUGUUUUUUGUUUCCUUUAUAAAUCUUUUUCUUUCCGGUUUCUAAUUUUUGAAAUUUUUUAUUGCUGAUAUUCAAUGAUAUGUAAAGCAAAUACAGUGUAAAUUAGGAUGGUGAUUUAUAGGAUUGUCACUUUUUUUAUGUAAAAUCCCUAAACUGAAACAAAUUAAACCGAAGUCCUUCACUUGA
Messenger RNA from Dicentrarchus labrax (European seabass), 2037 nucleotides. It is a transcript of the gene tha1, whose product is annotated as threonine aldolase 1. The transcript has 7 exons. The record is from RefSeq and is a predicted model, not a curated record. Gene Ontology annotation, cellular component: cytosol. Bases 120 to 1403 code for a protein of 427 amino acids. NCBI's taxonomy places the organism in Eukaryota, Metazoa, Chordata, Actinopteri, Moronidae. Gene Ontology annotation, biological process: L-threonine catabolic process; glycine biosynthetic process. Gene Ontology annotation, molecular function: L-allo-threonine aldolase activity.